CAGGAAAUGGUCGAAGCUGUUGACAGAUAUCGAAUCCAGGCGAUAUAAAUGAAGCCGAAAAAAGAAGAGAAAGAUUUGCAGUCAGGAAAAGUAAACCAAACUUUACAUCAAAAUCUGACGGUCUCUCAAUUCAUCUGGAUCUGAAGAUUUGUAUUUCUGAAGGAUUUAAUUGACCGUCUCAGUUGGAAACCGGUGAGAGACUGUUCACCUGCUCCUGUGGGAAGGGAUUGAUACAGCUGGUAAGCAUGCUGACACGACAGCGAGCUCACAAUAGUGAGAGGCUGUUCACCUGCUCCGGGUGUGGGAAGAAUUUCAUGUGUUCAUCCAACCUGCUGGCACACCAGCUCGAUCACUUUGAUGAGAAGCCUCUUCAAUGCUCUGACUCUGGGAAAAGCCUUGAAACCUCUGAGGAACUGGUCCUACACCAGCAAGUUCAUACUGAUGAGAGACUGUUCAGCUGCUCCCACUGUGGGAAGAGGUUCAGGCUGUCCUCCCGCCUUGCGGAGCACCAGCUCCUUCACACACAUGAGAGGCCGUUCAGCUGCUCUCACUGUGGGGAGUCGUUCAGUGAGUCAGUGCAUCUCACUGAGCAACAGCAAGUUCACACCAAGGACAGGCCAUUCAGCUGCUCCCAGUGUGGGAAGAGAUUCGCUCAGUCCUCCCAUUACACUGAGCACCAGCUUGUUCACUCCGAUAAGAGACCUUUUAAAUGCUCAGAGUGUGAGAAGACCUUUAAAAGACACAGUGAACUGCUGAGACACCAGCGCACUCACACCAGCGACAGGCCAUUCACUUGCUCUGUGUGUGGGGAGAGCUUCACCCAUUCAGUCCAACUUCUGAAGCACGAGGGUGUUCACAAUGGGGAGAGACCCUUCAUCUGCUCCAUGUGUGGGAAUGGAUUCACUCGGUCAUCCAACCUUCUGGCACACCAACGGGUUCACACCGGGGAGAGGCCGUUCACCUGCUCUGACUGUGGUAAGACAUUUACUCGAUCAUUCCACCUUCUGACACACCAGCGAAUUCACACAGGGGAGAGACCGUUCACCUGCUCUGACUGUGGGCAGAGAUUCACACGGUCAUCCCACCUGGUGAGACACCAGCGAGGUCACACUGGGGAGAGGCCGUUCAUCUAUUCCACGUAUGACAAGAAAGUUCCUGAAUCCACCCUCCAACGUGUUCACUCUGAUAAGAGAACUUUUAAAUGUUCUGAAUGUGAGAAGACCUUUACAAGAAGCAAUGACCUGCUGAGACACCAGCGUAUUCACACUGGGGAGAGGCCCUUCCUCUGCUCCGAGUGUGGGAAGACAUUUGCACAUUCAUCUGAUCUGGUGAAACACCAGCGCACUCACUCUGGGGAGAGGUCAUUCCUCUGUGCCGAGUGUGGGAAGAGAUUCACUCGGUCAUCUGAUCUAGUGAGACAUCAACGCACUCACACUGGGGAGAGGCCAUUCACCUGCUCUGAGUGUGGGAAGGGAUUCACUCUGUUAGCCAACCUGCUGAGACACCGGCGAGUUCACAGUGGGGAGAGGACAUUCCUUUGCUCCGAGUGUGGGAAGAGAUUCACUCAGUCAUCCCACCUGCUGAGACACCAGCGCAUUCAUACUGAGGAGAGACCUUUUAAAUGCUCUGACUGCGGGAAGUGCUAUAAAACCUCAGGAGAACUGAUGUACCAUCAACGCGUUCACACUGAGAAAAGACCAUUCAGGUGCCCUCACUGCAGGACUGGGUUCAGGAAAUCAUCUCAACUCACUUUACACCAGCGAAUUCACACUGGGGAGAGGCCGUUCACCUGCUCCAAGUGUGGGAAGGGAUUUGCUCACUCAGGCACCCUGCUGACACACCAGCGAAUUCACACUGGGGAGAGGCCAUUCACCUGCUCCGAGUGUGGGAAGGGAUUUACUUGUUCACACCACCUGCUGAGACACCAGCAAGUUCACAGGUCACCGGCAAAGUUGGAUUUUCUUGAUUUUGCUGCUGAGAAUUACAUCCAGGACUGAACUUUUUCUCCUUUCUACCUCUAGAGUAUUUAGUUCUCAGACCUUCAGUUACUCUCACGGAAAAGUCCCAGCUCCCCAUGCCUUCCAGAGUGUCUUUCUUAGCCUUGGGAUCCAGGGAAGGCAUCUGUAAGGAUCACUAAACACAAAACUCAACCUGUUAAUCAGUUUCAGCUCCUGAACUUGGUGUGUGUCCCACAGCAUCUCUCUCACCUUCGAUGUGUGAAUGGAGCAUCAUGUCUGCAAACCUGGCUUAAAUUGAAAUCCACUCAGUAAAUGUAUUUAAUGAAACACUGUGGCUGAUGAGACAAUGUUAAGGUGCCAGCGUGCGGCUGUAUUGCUGGGUCAGCCGUGGCUCAGUGGGUAACAUUCUCAUCUCUCAAGCAGAAGGUUGUGGGAUCAAGUUCCACUUCAGCCACUCAGCACAAAAACUGAGGUUGACUCUCCAGUGCAGUACUGAGGGAGUGCCUCACUGUCAGAGAUGCUGUCUUUCAACUGAGAAUAUUACACCAAGGCCCCCACCUGGCUGCUCGGGUGGAUGUGAAAGAUCCACUGGCCUUUAAUUUGAAGAAGGGCAGGGGAGUUAUUCCUCAUGCCCCAGCCAAUAUUCAUCCCUCAGCCAAUGUGACAAACACAGAUGAUCUAGUCAUUAUCAUGUUGCUGUGUGUGGGAGCUUGCUGUGCACAAAUUGAUUGUGAUGUGUUUCCUAAAUUACAACAGUGACUGUACUUCAAAAGGAUUUCCCUGAUGUAAAGCACUUUGGGACUCCCUGAGGUGGUGAAAGGUGCUAUAUAAAUGCAAGUCUUUCUUUUCUCUGUGUUUUGCCUAUAAUGGAAAAUGCCUGAACCUUUGUCCCAGUGGAACCUUUGCUGUUAUGAAAUUUGGGUGUAUUAAUGAGCCUCACAUCCUCAUUCAUGUCUGCUGCAAUUGUGUAGAAAGGAGAUGUGUAAAGAGCUAGUCUUUGUAUGGCGAUGUGAACCAAGGAAAUGGUAUCUGUGUGUGAUAGUGACACAGCCUUGUACACACACUCAGAGCAAUGCACCGAUAUCCUUGUGGUUACUGUUUGAGCAGAGUCAUCACGAAUGUAGUGAACAAGUUAAAUAUAAAUAUCUCCAGUGUAGCUGCAGCUUGUUAGAACAGAGAUAGGGAGAAUGGGAAAUGAAAUUGAACCCAGAUAAAUGUGAUGUAGCAGAUUUUGGUCAGAACCAUAGAACACUACAACACAGAAAACAGGCCAUUUGGCCCUUCUAGUCUGUGCCGAAAUAUUAUUCCGCUAGUCCCAUUGACCUGC
Molecule: messenger RNA, 3285 nt
Organism: Carcharodon carcharias (great white shark)
Lineage: Eukaryota; Metazoa; Chordata; Chondrichthyes; Lamniformes; Lamnidae
Product: zinc finger protein 420-like
Exons: 2
Coding region: 246-1997 (583 amino acids)
Biological process (GO): regulation of transcription by RNA polymerase II
Molecular function (GO): DNA-binding transcription factor activity, RNA polymerase II-specific; RNA polymerase II cis-regulatory region sequence-specific DNA binding
Source: RefSeq, a predicted model, not a curated record